Agelaius phoeniceus (red-winged blackbird) is the source of this 2056-nucleotide messenger RNA. RefSeq names its product carboxypeptidase Z (gene CPZ). Gene Ontology annotation, molecular function: metallocarboxypeptidase activity; protein binding; zinc ion binding. The record is from RefSeq and is a predicted model, not a curated record. Lineage: Eukaryota; Metazoa; Chordata; Aves; Passeriformes; Icteridae. Gene Ontology annotation, biological process: peptide metabolic process; protein processing.
AUGGUCCUGAGGCUCCUGCUCCUCCUCGCUGGGCUGCUUAGAGCCACCAAGCCAGCACCCCGCUGCGAAACCGGCCAGGAGACCCUAGGUCAAUGUCAAACUGUACAGAAAGCAAAAUGUGUGGAUAUUGCCCUGAGUUCUUGUACUGAUGUUGCCUACACUCAAAUGGUGUAUCCCAACUUUCUGGAUCAGAAGUCUAGAGAAGUGAUUGAGUACAGCUCCGAGUACCUGCUCAUCAGCGUGCUGCACAACCUGCUCCAGGGGGAAUGUAACCCCGACCUGAGGCUCCUGGGCUGCUCAGUGCUGGCCCCACAGUGUGAAAAGGACAAAGUCAUAAAGCCCUGCAGGCACGUCUGUGAAAACCUCAAAAAGAAUUGCCUUCCUGCCUUUGAUGCAAUAGACAUGGCCUGGCCCUACUUCUUGGACUGUGACCGCUUCUUCGCUGGGGAGGAAGAGGGAUGCUUCGACCCACUGGCCAAGCUGAGAGGAGAAGUAGAUGCUGAGGAAGAUUUGCCUUCAGACUUGCCAGCAACUUUUAUUCAGUUCAAACACCACUCCUAUUCCCAAAUGGUGAGCACGCUGAAGAAGACAGCCUCGAGGUGCUCCCACAUUGCCACCACUUACAGCAUCGGCCGCAGCUUUGAGGGCAAGGAUCUUUUUGUGAUUGAGUUUUCAACCAAGCCUGGACACCACGAACUGCUCAAGCCAGAAUUUAAGUACAUUGGCAACAUGCACGGAAAUGAAGUUGUGGGGAAGGAGCUGCUGAUAUACCUCGCACAGUAUCUGUGCUCAGAAUAUCUUCUUGGGAACCCUCGCAUCCAGGCCCUGAUCAACAACACCAGAAUUCAUCUCCUGCCCUCACUCAAUCCUGAUGGCUAUGAACUGGCUGCAGAAGAGGGGGCUGGUUACAAUGGAUGGGUCAUCGGCCGACAGACAGCUCAGAACUUGGACCUGAACAGAAAUUUCCCAGAUUUGACAUCUGAGGCUUACAGAAGAGCUGGGAUUCGUGGGGCCCGUCUGGACCACAUCCCCAUUCCACAGUCCUACUGGUGGGGUAAGGUGGCCCCUGAGACAAAAGCAGUCAUGAAGUGGUUGAGGUCUAUCCCAUUUGUGCUCUCUGCCAGCCUGCAUGGGGGUGAGCUGGUGGUGACCUAUCCUUAUGACUAUUCAAGGCAUCCUAUGGAAGAAAAAAUGUUCUCUCCUACACCUGAUGAGAAGGUGUUCAAGAUGCUGGCUAAAGCCUAUGCAGAUGCACACCCUGUCAUCUCAGACCGGUCUGAGCUCCGCUGUGGUGGGAAUUUUGUGAAACGUGGAGGUAUUAUAAAUGGUGCUGAGUGGUACAGCUUCACUGGAGGUAUGGCAGAUUUUAAUUACCUUCACACAAAUUGCUUUGAAGUUACCGUGGAGGUAGGAUGUGAAAAGUUUCCUUUGGAGGAAGAACUGUUUACAAUCUGGCAUGAAAACAAAGGUGCCCUUCUGAAUUACAUGGAAAUGGUUCAUCGGGGGAUAAAAGGAAUUGUGUCUGAUAAGUUUGGCAACCCAAUAAAAAAUGCUCGUAUUUCAGUCAGGGGCAUUCAGCAUGAUGUCACCACAGCCGCUGAUGGCGACUACUGGCGGCUCCUGCCUCCGGGGACGUUCAUCAUCAGCGCCCAGGCGCCGGGCUACAGCCGGGUGAUGAAGAGGGUCACCAUCCCCACCAGGAUGAAGCAGGCCGGCCGUGUGGAUUUCGUGCUGCGGCCCGCCGAGGCCUGGCCCAGCAAGCUGCUCCGGCGCUCCAUGGAGGACGCCUACGACCCUCAGGACCCGCUGGAACUUUUUGACCCUCACGCCCAGCACGGGCAGGCCGAGGCUCGGGGAGGGACCGCGGCAGGCAGGGAGAAGCCGUGGUGGUGGUCGUACUUCAGCUCCCUGGACCUGCACAAACCUCUGUGGCUGCUCAAGCAGCGCUGAGGGACGGCGCCGCGCGCCUCUCGGCUCGCUCCGCUGCCCUUCCAGACACCCGCGGUGCUCUUGGCAAUAUUUAAAUGUUUCAUUUGAAAAUAUAAUAUUAAUUCAA